GACCCUGGCUAGUUAUAGGCAGGUCAGCUGAUACUAGGCUGGUCACCAGGAUACCUUGCUCCUAUACACACUCAACACCACAUAUACUUUAUACAAGAUGGGUGACCACGAACUGCUUGAUAUUGAAGAGUGGGGUCUUGUUCUAAACAAGAUGUUGAAGUUUCACUACAACGUGUCUGAGGAGAUCAAGGCAGUGGUCCAGGCGAUCAGGCAGGAGAUGAAGCCUGAGUUAAUCCCCCUAGCAGAGGACAAGGCCGCCUUCGGCAAGAUCAUCAAGACCGCCAUCAGGGAUAUGUGGUGUCUGGAAUAUGAAGUUGACGAACUUCAAUCCAAGUUUGCUGAUUCUAUAGGAAAAAUGGAUCUGGAGAAUCUUGAUGUUGAUUUUAUUGAGGAUAUGAUGCUAAAAUCUAAACCUCUUCAAUCCGUCCUUAAUGAUAUUAGGAACAGGCAGAAGGCGAAGCUUGAGGACAUCAAGAAAACCUACGGCGAUGCUAUUAAAGACCUGGAACCAAUGAAGGUUUCCCGUCCUCCUAAACCCGUUCAAUCCGCCGCACCGGCACCAGCUCCUGAGACACCCGCCGAACCCGCCUCAGCUGCUGCUCCCGCUCCCGCUCCUGUAGCAGCAACCGCCUAAACCUAUCUAUAAUAAUUCAAUAAUAUCUGAUGGAAUUAUUUUAAAUCUUCAAUUUUCAAUUUCAAAUAAAUUUCUGUACACAUUUUGGAGAUUAAUGAAUGCAAACACGUUAAAAUAAAGAGUUUUAGAA
Molecule: messenger RNA, 764 nt
Organism: Eurytemora carolleeae
Lineage: Eukaryota; Metazoa; Arthropoda; Copepoda; Calanoida; Temoridae
Exons: 6
Coding region: 98-634 (178 amino acids)
Source: RefSeq, a predicted model, not a curated record